AUGGCAGAUAUGGGCAGACUAAAUGAAGAGCUGAAGGCCAAAGCUAGGAUCAACAGGGCACAUGCCAGGAACACACUGGAGCUAGUUCAGGCUCAGUUUCUUGCCAGAGGGGCUAGUGGUCUGAAAGGUGUUCAACGGCGCUUUCACAUCAUGGAUGAUGAUGGAAACCGCAGGCUGAGCUUUGAAGAAUUCUCAAAGGGCUUGCGAGAUGUUGGAAUCAAUCUUCACAAGGAACAGGAGUAUGAACUUUUCAGGUUCUUUGACAGGGAUGGCGAGGGAACAAUUGACUUUGAGGAGUUCAUUAGAGCCAUGCAGCCCAAGAUGAAUGAGAGAAGAAGGAAAUUGGUUGAAGCAGCAUUUGUGAAAAUGGACAACACAGGGGAUGGGAUCAUUACUGUGAAAGAUCUGGCUAAACACUACAAUGCCAAGAAACAUCCCAAAUACAUCAGUGGAGAAUGGUCAGAGACCAAAGUCUACCAAGAGUUCUUGAAGACAUUUGAAGCUGAAGGUCACAUUGAUGGCAUUGUUACCCUAGAGGAGUUUAUGUCCUACUAUGCUGCAAUCAGCUGCAGCAUAGACAGUGAUGCUUACUUUGAUCUCAUGAUGAGGAAUAGUUGGGGUGAUGAUCUUCUCCUAUAG
This is a messenger RNA of Candidula unifasciata, 639 nucleotides long. The record is from the annotation of a GenBank genome assembly. Lineage: Eukaryota; Metazoa; Mollusca; Gastropoda; Stylommatophora; Geomitridae.